Molecule: messenger RNA, 1869 nt
Organism: Argentina anserina (silverweed cinquefoil)
Lineage: Eukaryota; Viridiplantae; Streptophyta; Magnoliopsida; Rosales; Rosaceae
Exons: 7
Coding region: 55-1626 (523 amino acids)
Biological process (GO): translational initiation
Cellular component (GO): cytoplasm; eukaryotic translation initiation factor 3 complex
Molecular function (GO): translation initiation factor activity
Source: RefSeq, a predicted model, not a curated record
CUCUGGGAGUCUCAUAUCCUUCUCAGCUCGAAUUCCCAAAAGCUGCGACCAACCAUGGCGGCUUACGACUACGACGAGCCCUCGGCGACUCACCGCCAAGCCUCCUCCGACGCGCCGUCGCAGGAGCCCGGAUACGACCCGAACCACGUCCCAGACUCCGUCAAAUCCUUCGUCGUCCACCUCUACCGCCACAUCCGCGAGAAGAACGUCUACGAGAUCCACCAGAUGUACGAGACUUCGUUCCAGGCGAUCUCCGAGCGGUUCUUCAAGGACACGCCGUGGCCCUCCGUCGACGCCGUCGCGCACUACGUCGACAACGACCACGUGUUCUGCCUCCUCUACCGCGAGAUGUGGUUCCGCCACCUCUACGGUCGGCUCCAGCCGACGCUGAAGCAGAGAAUCGACUCCUGGGACAAUUACUGUAGCCUGUUCCAGGUGGUGCUCCACGGCGUCGUCAAUAUGCAGCUGCCGAAUCAGUGGCUGUGGGACAUGGUUGACGAGUUCGUGUACCAGUUUCAGAGCUUCUGCCAGUUUCGGGCUAAGAUGAAGAACAAGGCUGAGCAGGAGAUCGCUCUUCUCCGCCAGUUUGAUCAAGCUUGGAAUGUGUAUGGAGUGCUUAACUUCCUGCAAGCUCUGGUGGAGAAGUCGGCGAUUAUUCAGAUUCUGGAGCAGGAGAAGGAAGGCUUGGAGCAGUUUACGGCCACGGAUGGGUAUGAUUAUGACGGUGGGAGUAAUGUGUUGAAGGUGUUAGGGUAUUUCAGCAUGGUGGGGCUGCUGCGUGUGCAUUGUCUUUUGGGGGAUUAUCAGACUGGUCUGAAAUGCCUGCGGCCUAUUGAAAUUACUCAGCAAGGGGUUUAUACAACUGUGAUUGGAAGCCACAUUACCACCAUAUAUCAUUAUGGUUUCGCCAAUCUUAUGUUGCGGAGGUAUGUGGAGGCAAUUAGGGAAUUCAAUAAGAUUCUAUUGUACAUCUACAAGACCAAGCAAUAUCAUCAGAAAUCUCCACAGUAUGAGCAGAUUCUGAAAAAGAAUGAGCAGAUGUAUGCCUUGCUGGCAAUUAGCCUGUCACUAUGUCCCCAGAUUAAGCUUGUUGAAGAAACAGUGAACGCUCAGUUGCGUGAGAAGUAUGGUGAAAAGAUGAUCAGAAUGCAAAGAUAUGAUGAUGAAGCAUUUGCAAUCUAUGAUGAGCUCUUCUCCUAUGCAUGUCCCAAAUUUAUUACUCCAUCUGCUCCCAGUUUUGAGGAGCCUCUUGUUAAUUACAACCAGGAUGCGUAUAGACUUCAGUUGAAACUUUUCCUUUAUGAAGUGAAGCAGCAGCAAUUACUGUCAGGUGUCCGGACUUUCUUAAAAGUAUACUCAUCCAUCUCCCUUGGGAACCUUGCCAAGUAUAUGGAAGUGGAUGAAUCCAAGUUGAGGACUAUCUUGCUGACAUACAAACACAAGACACAUUCAGUUGACACUGAUGGAAAGACCAUUUCCAAUGCUGAUGUGGAUUUCUAUAUGGACGAUGAUUGGGUUCACGUUGUUGACUCAAAAUCACCAAAAAGAUAUGGGGAUUACUUCUUGCGUCAGAUUGUGAAGCUUGAAGCGGCAAUCAACGACCUGGACAGGAUAAAGCUGGAUUGAGUCCUCCAUUAAUUUCUAGUCUACUUCUCCCCUGCCAUUUUUUGCUCAUUUAGAAUUUUCCUAUGAUAAUUGGAGAAUUGGUUGUUUUGUUUGAAUUAGCCAUGCUUCAUGUGCCUGUCCUUUUGAUUUAGUGGAUGUGGUUAGCUGAAUUAGCUCUAUCUCAUUGUAAUCAUACCUGUUAUGCAUUUAUGUACUUGAUUUUGCCACCACACAAAUUUGCAAUUUAUUUAUGGAUGUGAUGCU